UAUUCUUAAGAGGGAAAAUUUAAAAUGACAUCGGCGCAUCGCCCGUCACUGAACUGGAAGAUCAUUCGAUUCUAGGGUUUUCAGUUGUUUUCACAAUCCUUGCGUGACGAAGAAAACUGGGUCGCGCAUUGAUCUCAAUGCUCGGGAAUGAGCUACAAGGAAAAUGCGGUGGCUGUAAAUACCGGCGGUGAGUUAUCGUUGGAGCAGCGAGCUCGAAUCUCCCAAAGUUUCAGAGCUGCCAAGGCACGCCUCGCCAGAAAACGGCAGAGGUUUGAGUCUGGCGGUUCCACGGAUUGUCUCUCGAGCAGUGAAGCGUCUGGAGACAAUAAGGGUGCAAAAAGUUUCAAUCAACUUGAUGAGAUUCAGAGGCUGCCUCUUUCUGAGAUAUCGACAAACAUAUCAUCAAAACCUUCCCCUAACGAUUGGAAAUUGUCCAGAAAGCACAGUACUGUUGUAAAAAUUGAGGCUAAGGGUGAGGUGCUUUUUACUCCAAUCAGACAAGGUGAAACCUCGAGCAAAACGUGCUCAAUAGUUCCAUGUGGAACUGGUGAAAUUGAAGGUUUUAGUGUAGAGAAAGGCCGAUGCACUUACGAAUGUAGGUCAAGUUUGAAUUAUGGUGCUACUCUGCAGUGGCAGCAUCGGUGUGCAGCUGAGUCAAAUUCGGAAAGUCAUUCAGUAGAAUCACUAGUUACUCCUAAUACCCAUGGCUCUCUCUUGACAUCCAAUUUUUUGAAUGAUGAUUUUGAUGAGUCAAUAUUCGAACUAAUUGAUGCUGUCUGUGAAAAAACCCCAUCGUGUAGUUCUGUAAGGGAAAAUACUGCAGUAAAUGGAUUGGGUACUGGAGUUAUUGUUAAGGAUUCAGAGGAACAUACUGCCCUCCAAAGUCAUGAUGUUUGCGAUGAGGUGCUAAGAUCAAAAGAAAUUUCAAGUUCUUCUGGCGAUCAAGCAUGUGAAACAGAAGUGUUGUGCGAAUCAAAGAGUAAACUGACAGAAAGUAUGCCUGAGGAGUAUGCAACGUACAUUCAGUCUCUGAAUGAUAAACAGAAGGAAGCAGCGUGUUGUGACACUUCAAUUCCUCUAAUGAUUGUUGCUGGACCAGGAAGUGGGAAGACAUCUACUAUGGUUGGACGUGUUUUGAUGCUUCUACACAAGGGUGUCAGUCCGUCCAACAUUCUGGCAAUGACAUUUACUACAGCAGCUGCAGCUGAAAUGCGAGAAAGAAUAGGAGCAGUUUCGGGGAAAGCAGCUGCAAAAGAGCUAACUAUCAGCACUUUUCACUCAUUUUCUUUGCAACUUUGCCGUCUGCAUGCUGAGAAGUUAGGACGAACCCCAGAUUUUUUAAUAUAUGGGCAUGGACAACAGAGAAAAGCUAUAAUAGAGGCUGUUCGCCUGUUGGAGGAUGGAAAGAAAAGGGCCAAUCUUGAGCUUUGUAAGCUUGCGGAGUUGCCUAAUAUAGAUUCUCCAAAAAAUUUUAAAGACAUGUCAAAGAAAUGGUUGAAGUUUGUAACUCAGGCUAAAGCUGCAGGAAGAAUACCUGAAGAUUUUCAAAAAAUUGGUGACCACACAGGAGCAAUUAUUCUCGAGAACUACAACAACAUAUUAAGAUCCUGUAAUGCAUUGGAUUACCAUGACUUUAUCAGCUGUUCCGUGAGGCUACUAACUGAUUUUCCAGAAGUUUUUAAAGAGUGCCAAGAAUCAUGGAAGGCAAUCGUCAUUGAUGAGUUUCAGGACACAAGUGCCAUGCAAUAUGUCUUGUUGCGGAUUCUUGCAUCCCAUAAAUGCAUAACCAUUGUUGGUGAUGAAGAUCAGUCAAUUUUCAGUUUUAAUGGUGCUGAUGUUAACGGGUUUGAUUCAUUCAGAAAAGACUUUCCAAUGUACCAGGAGGUCAGACUAAAUAAAAAUUACAGGUCUACACGCUGUAUCAUUGAAGCUGCAUCAUAUCUUAUACGAAACAAUUCGAAGCGCUGUAAUUCAAAGGAUAUUCUAACUGAUAAUUCUUCUGGAUCAAAGAUUACAGUCAAGGAAUGUUGCAAUGAAGAAGCACAGUGUGCUUUUGUGGUAGAUAAAAUUUUGGAAAUUGCAUCAGAUGGUUCAUCUGCUAAAUGCUCAUAUGGCAAGAUUGCUGUUCUUUACAGGAGGCAGGCAACAGGAAAAAUAUUUCAAACGGCAUUUCGUAACAGAAAGAUACCAUUUAACAUUCAUGGUGUGGCUUUCUACCGUAAAAAGGUAGUUAGAGCAAUUAUUGCCAUGCUGAGUACAACAUUACCUGGUUGUGAUGAUGCACCAUUUCGUCGAGUAUUCAAGGCUUUACUUCCUUUUGAUAAAGAUGAAAAAACGAAGGUAAUUGAACACAUUGAUAAAGUUUCAACUGUGAGAAAAUGCACCUUUAUUGCGGCUGCACGUGACAUUUUUAAUGCAAAAGUAUCUGGAAUCUUUAAGAGGAGUGAACUGACACAAGGGCGUAAGGUGCUGCUCACUCUGGACAUGAUUUUGAAACUAGUCUGCAGGGAACAAUCCAUUUCAGCUGUAAUCAAUUCUGUGGCUACUAUGAUACCACAGAAAUAUCUUCUUGAACAAAAAGCAGUUCUUGAUGUUGAUGGAAGCAAGCUGCUGAAUGAAGAUAAUGAUCUUAGACCUGUGUUGCAGUAUUUGUUGGAUGAUGUUUCAUUGUUUUUGACAACCGUGCAUAAUGUCGUAGAAUGUGGUAAUGAUAGUAUCACAGAAGGCAAAGGUUGCAUGAGUACACUCAAGGGAUUUAUUGAGUAUAUUACAGAUAGGGAGAGGGAGAACUUUCGACUGAGAAGGCAUGAGAAUCAAGAUUCUGUGACCCUUACAACAAUCCAUCAGUCAAAAGGGUUAGAAUGGGGGACAGUUUUUAUUAUAAAGGCAAAUGAAGGUGAGAUUCCCUUGUUGCAUGAAUAUAAUGGCAUUGUCAAUGAGAAUGCUAACUCCAUUGAGGAAGAGCGGCGAUUGCUUUAUGUGGCGAUGACUCGUGCUCAAAAGAAACUUUUUAUGCUGUAUGUCAUCAUGGAUUCUAAUUGGCAGGUUAUUCAUCCAUCCCGGUUUCUUAGAGAAAUUCCUCAUCACCUACUAGACACCCAAAAAGAGCUAAGUUCCGUAAAGUCAACGAAAAUUAGCGCCCAAAAUGACCAAGAAGCUUCUAAAGAAUCCAAUACUUGCAGAACAGAGUUGCCUGAAAAAAACUCAGGGCCUCAUGCUCCUGUCGGUAAUGUAAUCAAUGAGGCAUCCAAAGAGCCUACUGAGGUCGAAAAGUAUGGUAGCAGCAACUUUUUACAAAGGUUCAGUGCGGAGUACCGAGGUGUUGUUUCCCACUUGUUCCACCAGUGGGCAAAGAAACCUGCAUUUCAUGACCCCAAGAGAUUACUUAGCAAGGUUGCUUUUGUGAUUGAUGAACGUUUGUGUGCCAAGAAAAGUACCCCCAAGGAUGUUCUGCGUGAGCUGAAGUCUUGUUUAACAACUGACGAGGCUUAUAGCUUUGCUGAAUCAGUGUUACAGUGGGAGCAAAUUCCAACCGAAAAGCGUGCUCAUUUGAUGAGAGAAAAACAGGAACAUUUCCAGAAACUAAGAAUGGAGAGCGCAAUGAGUUCAUCUGAACCAACUGCUAAGCAGAUUUCGUAUCUACAGAAUUUGGGAUGCACUAUAGUGCCUACUUCCAGGCUCCAUGCUUCUCGUUUAAUUGAGGAAUAUAAGUCGCUAUGAUUUCAUUACAAUAUAUACAGAGAAUAAAAUAAAAUAACACAUUGAUAUUUAACGCUACUUUUUGGUAAUAAGCAUAUUAAUGGAACUGCUGUUGUGGAUUAUGUUUAUUCUAAGGAAAAAAAUACACACAAAUGAGCAAAAGGUGUCAUGUUAUUUAUUAGAAAGAAUAUAUUUUCUUUUGCCUAAUUCGAUCAAUACACAAGUUU
Andrographis paniculata is the source of this 3926-nucleotide messenger RNA. RefSeq names its product ATP-dependent DNA helicase SRS2-like protein At4g25120. Gene Ontology annotation, cellular component: nucleus. The transcript is spliced from 29 exons. The record is from RefSeq and is a predicted model, not a curated record. The coding region runs from base 148 to 3720 and encodes 1190 amino acids. NCBI's taxonomy places the organism in Eukaryota, Viridiplantae, Streptophyta, Magnoliopsida, Lamiales, Acanthaceae. Gene Ontology annotation, molecular function: ATP binding; DNA binding; 3'-5' DNA helicase activity. Gene Ontology annotation, biological process: recombinational repair.